UUGAGGAGUCUGUCAAGCAAACUGCAGCCCGCCAUUGUGUAGAACCAGGCUCUGUAGAGAGAUAAGGGUGCUUGGCUGAAACGCUUCAAUAGCUUGAUAAUUAUUUCACCCUGACGCUUUUAUUUAGGAGUAAAUACAGUUACACAGGCUCCGGGGGGGAAAGACAUGUCAGCCAGCAGUCUUCUUGAACAGAGACCGAAAGGCCAAGCUAAUAAAGUGCAAAACGGAGCUGUGACCCAAAAGGAUACUUUGAAUGACGAUGAAUUUGAGCCUUACCUGAAUACUCAGGCCAGACAGAGCAAUGCCUAUACGGCCAUGUCGGACUCGUACAUGCCCAGCUACUACAGCCCCUCCAUAGGAUUUUCCUACUCCCUGAAUGAGGCAGCAUGGUCCACAGGUGGGGAUCCUCCUAUGCCUUACCUGGCCUCCUAUGGACAGCUGAGCAAUGGGGAACCCCACUACCUCCCGGACGCUAUGUUUGGCCAACCAGGCCCCCUGGGGAGCAACCCAUUCCUAGGUCAGCAUGGCUUCAACUUUUUCCCCAGUGGCAUCGACUUCUCAGCAUGGGGCAACAACAGCUCUCAGGGACAGUCGGGGACACCGCAGAGCUCUGGCUACAGCAGCAGCUACGCCUAUGCUCCCAGCUCACUUGGAGGUGCCAUGAUUGAUGGACAGUCCCCAUUUGCACCUGCUGCCAACGAGCCCCUUAACAAGGCACCUGGUAUGAACAGCCUGGACCAGGGCAUGGCGGGACUUAAGAUAGGUGGUGCUGCUCCUGGUGGUACCGGGGACUUGGCGCCUAAGGUAGUUGGCUCUGGAUUACCUGGUGGGGGUCCACUAGGCCCUGUAUCAUCUGUUGGACCUCCCAGCAUGCCUCCUGUCUCAAUUGCCCCUGCCAAGCCUGCCUCCUGGGCUGAUAUUGCCAGCAAACCAGCCAAACCCCAGCCCAAGCUUAAAACUAAGGGUGGCAUGGCUGGUGCUAAUUUGCCUCCUCCGCCCAUUAAACACAACAUGGACAUUGGCACUUGGGACAACAAGGGCACCAUGCCUAAAGCCACCACUCCUCAGCAGGUGCCCCCUAUUCCCAGCAACGGGCAGCCGCCCAAUCAGGCUUCCCCACAGCCUGGAAGUACUGCUGUGGGAAAUCCACAAAUGCCCCUGAGCAAUGGACAACUGGUUCCGCCUGUUUCCCAGAUGGGUCAGCAUCAGCUUCCACCCACUGGGCAGCCAGGUAUGGGUCAGAUGCCCCAGCCUCCUCUCUCCCAGGGUGGUCCUCCUCCACCAAGCCAACAGCAGCAACCAUCUCAACCUACCCGCUGGGUCCCACCACGGAAUAGGGCCAAUGGAUUUGGGGAUACGAGUGGGAGUGGUACAGGCCAGUCACCUCCCUCUUCUUCAGGAGUGGGUGUGGUUCCAGGGGUCCCUUCGGAGCCUCACCCAGUUUUAGAGAAGUUGCGUAUGGUCAACAACUAUAACCCGAAGGACUUUGACUGGAAUCCCAAGCAGGGCAGGGUGUUUAUCAUCAAGAGCUACUCCGAGGAUGACAUCCACCGCUCCAUCAAGUAUAACAUCUGGUGCAGCACGGAGCAUGGCAACAAGAGGCUUGAUGCAGCUUACCGUUCACUGGGUGGUAAAGGACCACUUUAUCUUCUGUUCAGUGUCAAUGGGAGCGGUCACUUCUGUGGUGUAGCAGAAAUGCGCUCACCCGUGGACUACAACACGUCUGCUGGCGUGUGGUCGCAGGACAAGUGGAAGGGUCGUUUUGAUGUGCGCUGGAUCUUUGUUAAGGACGUUCCCAACAGUCAACUGAGGCACAUUCGACUGGAGAACAACGAAAAUAAGCCAGUGACCAACUCUCGGGACACACAGGAGGUGCCACUGGACAAGGCCAGGCAGGUGCUAAAGAUCAUCGCUGGAUAUAAACACACCACUUCCAUCUUCGAUGACUUUUCUCACUACGAGAAGCGUCAGGAAGAAGAAGAGUGUGUGAAAAAGGUGGAGGUCCAAGGCAGUGAGCCAUAUCCCAGCAACCCAAACAACAGAAGUCAUUACAGGCUUCAGGAGCGCCAAGGACGAGUCAAGUAACAGUUGGUGCUUUGGUCAAAGACUGCAAUGGCCUCCUUAAAGCCCUCUCUACCCCAUUACGUCAUUACAUCCAGAUCUCUUAAAGAAAUUCUAAUAGGGGUGAAGAAUUAACAAAGGACAGAAACUAAAUGAAGACUUUGAUUUCUUUUGACUUUAAAGACUUACUUUGAACUUGUAGUAAAAAGAAAAGGAAACAAUUAUUCAUAGGACUACAACUAAAUGCAUAGCAUCCUUAGGUGACUUUUUUUUUUUUUGCCCUCCCCCAUUCCACUACAUAUGCUUUCUCCCCUUGUAUGCUGCUUUUUUCCUUUUUGAAAUGAAAGGAUCAGCUUCUGGGUUUUUUUUUGUUUGGUUGGUUUUUUUUUUUUUUUUAAUGGUCCAAGAGCAGAUCUGUAAUUCUCACUCAAACACAAAUCAAAUAGAAAUUGUAGUGUUGACUAAUAAUAGUGUCCCAAAGUGGAAAAAUGGGCAGUUUGUCUCAUUUUCUUUGUAACCCCACCACCACCCCACCCCAAUCUGUCUUUUGAGGAUGCUCAAAUGUUCAACCGGGACCCAGCAGAGUUUCCUCCUCUGUGGAUUUUCAUCGUAGGCGUAUGCCAGCUACGCUCACUCCAGAAUCUCUCUACACGCUUGCCAUGUUUUUGUUUGAGAGGACUGCAAAUGUUCUGAAGGCCCUUCAUUUUGU
This is a messenger RNA of Neolamprologus brichardi, 2770 nucleotides long. It is a transcript of the gene ythdf2, whose product is annotated as YTH N6-methyladenosine RNA binding protein F2. Lineage: Eukaryota; Metazoa; Chordata; Actinopteri; Cichliformes; Cichlidae. Gene Ontology annotation, cellular component: cytoplasm. Gene Ontology annotation, biological process: mRNA destabilization. Gene Ontology annotation, molecular function: N6-methyladenosine-containing RNA reader activity; mRNA binding. The record is from RefSeq and is a predicted model, not a curated record.